GUGAUUUUUGUCCGAGUGUACAUUGCCUCACAGACCGCACAGCGGGGCCUACCUACCCCCCAGCCUAAACCAAAAACAUAUUAAACAUUUGUGAAAGUUUUGGAAGUUCGACUGUAGCGAAAAUGAAGACGUUUUCAGCUGUUUUAUUAUGUAUGGGCACACUCUCCCUGGCGGCCGCAGCUCCAGCGAACCGCGACAGCUCCCCCAUCGAGUAUGAGUACGACUACGACCACGCGGCACAGCAGUCACAGCCAGCCCAGCAGGCCCAGGAGCCCCAGGAGUCCGCCAGCCACUACGACGCCUACAUCCGCGACGUUAAAGCUGCAGCCAGCGGCGGCAAUGGCGGCAAGAAGGGCUUCAGUCAGGGCAGUGGUCUCAGGACCAUCGCCGUAGGCUCCGCCAACCAAGCUAAGACUGCUCUCGGAAACCAAGCUGCCGCUGGUUACCAAGCUGCCUACGUGGCCAAGAACACUCUCGCCCAGUCCGCUGCCCAAGCCAGUGCCACGGCCCAGGCUGCCCUCGCCGGCAAACAGGUCCUCCUCUCAGGUUUAGAACAGCAAGUCAGAGAUGCCAAGGUCGGACUCCAGGGUGAAGAGAUGCAGCUGCAACAAGCUAAGAGAGCCGCCCAGGCCGCCGCCAACGCCGCCCAGCAAGCUAUGCACCAGGUGAACGUAAUCCAAGCUGCCUUGAACGCUGCCCAAGCUACAUCAGAGAACGCCAACGAAGCAGCCUCUCAGGCUGCCGGUGAACUCGGUGCCCAGACCGCCAUGGUGGGAGCUGCCAGACAGAGGCUGCAUGCUCUCCAGGAGCAGCUUCAUGGAGUCAGGAUCGACUUCGAGGCCACACAGGCGGCGGCGAGAAAGGCUCAGGCGGCAGCUCAACAGGCUCAGGCUAACGCUGCUGCAGCUGCAGCGAAGGCAGCAGCGGCUGGACUUGGAGGCCAGCACAAGGACUCGUCUCACGAAGAGUGGGCCAGCUCGGACCAGGAUCCCAUUCAAGUGACCAGCGAACAACCCUUGCACCUCCACGAAGAACCACUGCUCACCACAGCCCCAGAAUCAAUUCACGCUCCCAUUGACAGCAAUGCAUUAAUAACAAAAGCAAUCACAUCACUUCAAAAAACACUGCAUUCGAAACCAAACCAGAUCGACCUCGAUACACCCAUCGAUUUCCAGUUCCAGCCGUUCCAAUCCGCUUUCAACCAGUUUAGAUUCAAACCUUUGCCGGCUAAGUCGCAAAAAUUAGCCACAAACCCAUUUCUGUCAUAUGCUAAACAGGUUAAAGUAGCCCCUAAGCCUACUAAAUUAGUACCUAAGCCUGCCAAUUUAGUUGCUAAGCCAACUAAGGUAGUAGUCGCUAAGAACGUUGGGAAGAUAUUCCCCGAUGCUUAUAUUAAUUUAGAUAGCUUUUUCAAGGAUAACAAAUUAUCAAGUCAAAGUAAUUACGCGAAGCAAUUCGGAUUUUAUAAAUGGAAGUAGGAGAAGUGACAAGAGCGCCAGCGAAAGAAGAGCUGCAGGCGGCCGCGCCGGAGGAGGAGGAGGAGGAAGAGGGCGACGCCGAACAAGAAGAGGAGGAAGAAGAGGAUUGCGAAGAAGAGAAGAAGAAAAAGUAGAUUAUGCCAAAUAGUUAAAUGCCAUUUAUUAGUGCGAGUGCGAUGUCUGCAUAGCUGUUAAUUUUUUGUUACUUAAUUUUAAGGAUGUUGUAGUAAUAAAAUAAAUUAAGUAAAUCAUU
Messenger RNA from Spodoptera frugiperda (fall armyworm), 1731 nucleotides. RefSeq lists its product as uncharacterized. The transcript has 7 exons. NCBI's taxonomy places the organism in Eukaryota, Metazoa, Arthropoda, Insecta, Lepidoptera, Noctuidae. The record is from RefSeq and is a predicted model, not a curated record. The coding region runs from base 123 to 1478 and encodes 451 amino acids.